AAGUGAACCCUGAAGAAAAAUAAAUAAAUAAAUAAAACAAUUUUUUUUUUCAAAAAUAAGUUCAAAGAUAUAGGCUAACUAACCCUUAAUCGCGACUAAACCUGUGGCCUAGAUUCAACAAAAAAUAAUUCAAUAGAUAUAGUAUCAAAAAACACAUAUCCAUACCUCUUACCUCUUUGUCGAGAAUAGCCAAAUCAACCAAAUCUUUGCGUUUACAAUCUAAAAAUGGUGGAUGACAGCUUCGCAUUCCACUAAAGGUUUCAUUGAAAAAGAACCUUAUACUACUAAGGUCUGCCGCUGUUGGCAUUCCGGUCUUCGUAACUACUUCAAUUCUCGGACUCAUCUUAGACCCCAUAUUAAAUUCCCAACUUUCAGCCUGCUCAAAAUUGUUGAAGCGAUUCUGUGAGCCCUAUUGGCUGUCAUUAGCCUAAGAAGUCCAAGUGUGGGAUGGACUUUCAGCGAAAUCAGACAUAGCAAUAAUAUUCCAAAAUAUCUUGACUUCCCAUGUUGUAUCCAAUCUAAACUAGUCAGUAAAACUACUUUCUCGGUGAUAGUCCGGUAUAGCAACACGCAUAAUGUCUUCAAUAGGCGCGAGAUCAUGCUAAUUAAAAGAAUACUUUCGCUGUGGGAUCUUCGCCUGCACUUUACUUUUAUCCCCCUCUCUCGGGAGAGAAACUGAGGAAUGAAGCGGGGGAUCCAAAUCUUGUUAGAAAUCUUGUUAGAAGGAUAUACCAACCUCUUGACUAGAGCAUAUACAAGAUCAUAUUCAAACCUUCGAUCUUUCUUUGGUUGUUUCGACCCGGCCUGCUGCUUGUACAACUUCAACUUUAGUAUCGCAUUACGAGCAUGAUGCAAACAAGUCUGAAAAAAAUGAAUGUUAAUUAGCAUAACAAAAAGUGAAUGCGGGUCUAAAAAAAUCAAGGGCAAAUAAUUGAGUGUCUCUUGAAAAUAGGCAGCUUAUUAUUCUAGCUAUCUGAGAUAUAUGGGCUUCAGAAAAUGGAGAACCUAAACACAAUGAACUCACUCUAAUAAAUUUUAGUAUUAACUGAGCAUAAUAAAUGUCUCAUUCUAGAAAUCACAUUCAUAACUCUUACAACAAAGAGCAUAACAGUGCCUCGAGAAAGCUCAUAAAUCAAGCCACAAGAAUUAAUAGCUCAUUGUUAAUAACUCAUUAAUCUUAAAAACUCACUGUUUAUACCACCAAAUUCGAAGGUUCAUCUCUUUAAAAUAACAAUAUAAAUCAAAUAAAAUACUGAUUCAGAAUUGAUUAAUCAAGGCAUGAACAUCAAAUAUUUUUUUUUUCCUUCAAUUGCAUUAAAUCGGUUAAACAAAUGUUGAAAGUUAAAAAAAACAAUCAGUAAUUAAUGAUUACUCUGAGCUGCUUUUGAAGAUCUGGUUUACUCGCACUGGAACCACCAUUGGUGGAAUCGCCGGAGUUGAGGUCGCAACCUAAACACACCAUCUUAUGAAGUGCUUCACUUCUAUGGGCCCGCAACCUCUUUCCCUGAAUCAAUAACUCUAACAAGAUGAAGGGCAUUUUAAUGCUUAGAAAUACUACUAUUUUUUUUUUUUGAAAUAAAAAAUACUACUAUUUGAUUAGUGAAACUUUUUACCCAUCCUAGAUAUAUUCUCUUACUUAUAAAAAGGAAUGGUGAAACUUUUUACCCAUCCUAAAUCUGGUGACAGGUGUCCAAUUUUAGUUUCAAAACGACGUUGUUUUGAUUUCACUUUAAUUAACUUUAAAAUGAGAUGAUUAAAAUAUAAAGAAAAUGAGGUCAGAUGUCUCGAGAAGUCUCUGAGACUCUCAGUUCUCAUUUUCCCAAACCACACUUCGUUCAUCUCCUCUCGCCGCCGCCCUACUUGAAUACGAUUCUUCUCGACACUACCACACCCUAAUGACGAGAGUGAUGAUUAAACUUCGACGAACCCUUGUUCGAGAAGAUUUUCAAAAAGUGCAGAAAAGUCAGGCUCUAUCAACGUGGAACCUCACCAGCCUUGCAUCCCAAAAUUGACGUAGAAAAAAUCGAAGUUACUCGCCAUUGAUCGUUUCACUGUUUCAAUACUCGCCAUGUUUCUGGUCAAGUGCACGGUGAUUCUCGGCACACAAUCUAAUCAAACACAAGGACCUGUUCAUGGCAGCGGAGUCCGACGAUAUCUCAGUUUUCAGCAGCUCCUCAAAGCCAGCUCACUUCGAAACGAAAAUGGCCGCUCUGUCAUACACGUUGCCAUAUCGUCCUCCCAGCCUGAGGCCCAGUCCAUCACUUACCUUCUUGGUGCAGUUGAAUUUCAACCAUUUGAGCUGUCAAUUCCUUUUAUUUGUGAAUUUAUGCUUCUUUGUGUUAUGGUGAGUUCAAUUUUGCAAUUUCGUGAAGCCCUGUGGUUGGUUGAUCUUAGUUGCGAUAGAGAAGGUUGGGUUCCCCUGCACUCGGCCUGCGGCUGCUACCAUAAUUUCCAUAAAAAAGAGCCCGACUGUGAAACACAUCCUACCACAGCAUCUUCCGACUCCUCAGUGAAAAAACGCCUCAACUUCGACAGUCAGCAGAGCUCUUUGCCGACAAGCAGCACCCCACUCACACAGGUGUCGUACUCCAAAUUCGCCGGUGUCACGAUCGAAUCAUGGCUGGAAACUGGCACGGUGACAGCAGGGUCCACCGUGUACAAUUCUUUGACUUCUGUAGCUUUAGAAGUGGCCAUUUCUGAGUUACCAGAGAUGCAAUUGGUUUAUAAAUAUGUACUAAAAAAUGAUGUACUGCAAUUCUUCUUCCCUAAGUAGCUGGGAUCCAACACACAUUUAUCUUGUGGAGCUAAAUUUUAACAAAUAAAUAAAUAAGAAAUUCAUCUUUUUGCCGAAAAAUAAAAGAAUUCGGUUUUAUAUUUGUUUGGAUGAUAAUUUCUGCUGCCGAUUCAAC
Messenger RNA from Striga asiatica, 2909 nucleotides. The record is from the annotation of a GenBank genome assembly. NCBI's taxonomy places the organism in Eukaryota, Viridiplantae, Streptophyta, Magnoliopsida, Lamiales, Orobanchaceae.